Molecule: messenger RNA, 3634 nt
Organism: Hemibagrus wyckioides
Lineage: Eukaryota; Metazoa; Chordata; Actinopteri; Siluriformes; Bagridae
Gene: tmem236
Product: transmembrane protein 236
Exons: 4
Coding region: 79-1125 (348 amino acids)
Source: RefSeq, a predicted model, not a curated record
GUAGUAGAGGCACCUGAUUCAGCUCUUGCUCUGACUGGUUACUUCUGGACUAUUUUCACGCAGACACAACGAGUCAGGAUGCCUCCUGGAAGGACAGUCAAGCUUAUCGUGUAUGAGGUGUUGGAGUUUGCAUGUCUGUGUGUGCCUGUGCUCGUGGUUCUGGAGCGAUUUGCAUCGCUUAUGAGGCGUGUGAAAUUCAACGAUGUUACGGCUUACUGGUUGGUGGUGGCAGCAUCAAUAGCUUAUGUGACCACUAUGUCUCUGCUUGUUUGGGUGCCACUGAAGUAUUUCAUCCUGAAGUCUAGAGGGUAUUUUAAAGAAGUUAACUGGAGACCUGUGACUCUUGCUCAUGCACUUCUCUGCACACUACCAUGUUUUGCCAUUCUCAUUGCCAGCUCAAAGGUUCAGUUGGACACGGGAGUUUUAUAUGACCGCUUUAGUGAGCUUCCUGUCUCACUGGUGCUCUUUGCCCUCAUCUGCAUGGACAUUAUAGAGAGAGUUCGUCCAUACCACCUGAGAGGACAAGGGCAUAGUCUGGACUUUGAGAUUCCUGGGCCUGUUCUGACUCACCUGGAGUAUGUGUCCACUGUGUCAUCACAAGUGCAAAGUAACAGAGCUGCAAAUGGUUCAGCACUGAGGUCAGAGGUCAUGAGCGAUUCACCGUCAGGACGCUGGGCAGAUACGGAUGGCAUCUCACGUUCUUCCAGUAUGGCCUACUUAUACUCCUCCCACUCUGAUUUAGGCUGUUUACGCUUCUUCUGUUUUCGAGACCCUCGCCAUGAGCUCUUCCUGGAGACAUUUAUGUUCUGGCUGGACACAGUGGAGAUGAUAAGAGUGGCUGGUGUUCAGGAUAUUUACAACUCAAACUGGGUCUUUCCUAUCUACAUCCUAAGCUUUUUCUCCAUUCUGCGUGUGGUUGUAACUCCUAAAAGUCAAAUGCUGACUUGUUUAGGAGUGGUAGCACAGGACCUGCCCUUCCUGGUUUUACGGCUCUGUCUGGUGAAUGUCUAUGGUUUUGUGACUCCGAUACUCUACAUCAUGAAGAAUCUGCUCUCGUGCCUGACUUUUGUUUACUUUCGCUUCUUGACAAAGUUAAAGGUAUUCAGCAGAGGGAGUAUGUUCUGAGACCUCUGGAAGGGAAGUUACUGAGGACCAUUUUGGUGUAAAGAAAUGUAUGAGGUGGAUAUUACUAUUAGGAACUUCAUUCACAUUACUUCAGAGAAGACAAAGCAGUAACGUGGGUCCACACAACAUGUUUUUUGUUUGUUUGUUCAUUUUUUUUAUACAGUUUUUUUAAGUAACCACUGCAAGUGAAUGUUUCUAGGUAUACUUCAUAAUGACAGAAUAAUUAUUGCAGAAUACCCUUCAUAAUUUUACAGCAGUAAUUAUUGAAAUAUCAAUUUAUUGAUUACUUGCUACUAAUCUCAAAGCACUACUUAUGCAGCAUUUGUUUUCAUGGAUAUUGAUGCUAAACACGACUGUCAGAAGAAAUUAAUUAUAUCCAUCCAUUCAUUUUCUACACCACUUAUUCUUCUUGGUCAUGGGAAACUGAAAACUAUCCUAGGAGACUCGAGGCCAAAGGCAAGGUACACCCUGGGCAGGAUAUGUGUACGAUAAUAGGGCAUAAUUAUCAGACACACUCACACACUACAGACAGUUUAGAGAUGGCAAUCAGCCACAAUGCAUGUUUUUGGCCUGGGGGAGGAAACUGUAGUACUAGGAGGAAACAUGCAAACUCCAUAUAAUGGAACUGGAAUGGAACUGAACUCUUUAUUAGGAACACUAUACAAAUUCUGGGUUGAGCCUCUCUCUGCUCUCAAAACACCCUCAAUUCAAGAUUCUGGAAAAAUUCCUUUGAGAUUCUGGUCCAAGUUGAUAUGAUAUGUAUCACAAAAUUCCUGCACAUCUUUAGGCGAUCUUUCGUGCUGUGAAUCUCCCGUUCUACCACAUCCCAAGACAGUUCUAUUGGAUUCAGAUUCAGUGACUGGCAAGAACAAUGAGACAAUUUUUGCUUUGUGACAUGGUGCAAUAUCAUGCUUGAAGUAGCCUUUAAAAGAUUGUAAAUAGUGGUCAUGAAGGGAUGCAACAGAUGUGCAGAUGUGUAGCAACAAUACUCAGUAGACUGGGGCAUUCAUGCAAUAAUUUAUUGGUAUUAGCAGGCCUAAGUGUGCCAUGAAAAUAUUUCUCACACUUUUACACCACCUCCACCAACUUGGACUGUUGGAUCCAUAGUUUCAUGCUGUUCAUUCAAGAAUGACUCAGUGUACAUGUUCCUAAUAAAGUAUUAGGAGUCCAUGUAUGAAAAUACCUUUAAAUUAAAGUCAUAUUCAUUACUUAAUUUCAACUACAAUAUACUGUGGUAGAUAUAUAAUAACAAUAAUUUUGUAAAUGUCUGAAUAUAAAUGGGCCUGACCUCAUGUUAAUAUUUCUAUGUAUAUGUUUUGCUUCAGUAUUUUCAAAUAGGAUCAGAAAUUACAGUAAUCCAGAUCAGAAUAAAGUGGUUAAAGGAGAUGAAUGAAAGAAUGAAUAAUUCCAAGGUGCUUUAUAAGCUAAAAGCUCUAAGCUGAAAACGACCUGACUCUUUUAAACAGUAAUUUACUGCACUGUGUUACUAUACAACAUGUCUCUUCUCCAUUUAUUUGUGAAAGUUUUAGGGUGAUUCAUUGGUUACUGAAAAUGUAAUAGGUAAAAGUAUUCAAAAGUGCUAUAGGGAAUUAUAUUGUUAACAGUAAUGUACCUGAUUUUCGGACAAAACCAACCAACACACAAGUCAAUCUUUAUGGACAUUAUGUAUUUUAACACACAAGAUAAAACACUGAAUCUUCAAUUAUUAUGUACAAAAUUUGUAAAACUAUCACAGUUCUAACAGCCUGGCCACUUUUACUUUCUUUGGGACUUUCUUUUUGUCUAUGCAGGGACAGAUACUUAGAGCACAAAUAAGAAAUAAAGGGAACUGAAAAGUAGCAAGCCAUUAAUUGGCACCCAACAUUCAUUUAUUUAACUAAAAAUUUUCAUUUUGCAUAAGUAUUCACACCUAUUGGACUUUCUGAAAUUUUGCAAUACUCAAAUCCAUUUCUUUAGUAUUAUAUGUCAUGAAUCUGCAUGAAAUAUUUUGGUAUGUUGAAUAAAGCAGGAGGCAACUAGGGGCCAAUGCAAUUUAUAAAAUUAUUUACAAUUUCACAUAUUAGUAUUAGGGAUUUAACCCUGCUUCUGUAAAACCCAUGAGAUGGAGACAUAGGGGAAUACUUAUGCAACAACCAAUUUUUUUUAUGUUUAAAUAAAAUGAUGGAAAUGAUGAAGCAUGUUACAAUAGAUGAAACAAUAUGACCAACACCCCAUAACAUUAUACUUUAUAGGAAUAAUAUUUUGAUCUGUAAUCAUUUGUUUGUGAGAAUGAGAGAAAAAAGUGGCAGUGUAUAGUAUUCAUGUUUAUCUAUCUUUUUAUCUUCCAUUUUUGUCUGAAAACAAUUCAACUUAUGUCAUAAAUCUCUGUUCGGUAGUAGUGUUGAGUUUCUUAGCAUACAUAAUGUGCACUAUAUUUUUAAUAAAUAUCGUGUGUCAAUUCAUUCUUUUUUUGGUGUCCAUUGAAAAGAGUUGAUUCACUGAUGCCAGACGUAGCAAACUGAAACAGUCA